AUGGCGUGGGAGGACGGAAGGUUCUCGCGAUUCUUGAAACUUGACCGAGAACAAAGCAAAUACUACAUCUGCGAUGACGAUCUCAGCAAAAUCUUUUGGGCGAAGCAUCUUCGUUUCCCCUUGACGAUCCAUCAGCUGACGUCUGAUCUUCAAAAGCUGUUUUUGUCACGCAUUUCGGAUCAAGAGGAAACCCUUUACGCCAACCUACAGAGGGCCAAAGAUGACACAAAGGAAUAUCUUUUUGAAAUGAUCCGAAGUUUUGCCGGCAAGGAGGAGGAAAUCGAAUCGGACUGGAAACGUGGUCGUACCGGGUCUAGUCGACAGUUCUUGAGCGUUGUCUUAUCUUACCUGCAACACGAUCCAGCCACCGUCUGGAUCGAUGAAACAGGAUCCAUUUCUCCUCACGGUCGGAAAUAUAAAUCUCUUUACCAUAUCUUCACCGUUGAGGAGAAUGGUAUUGAUUUCGACUUCAGCGCAUCUCAAGCCAAACGGUCUCGUCGCUUCGUCAAAUGGGAGGAUAUGGACUUUCUUUCUAAGCUGGGGAUUCACUUUGAUGCCGAACAGCUGAAAGAUAUUCCGCUACCUACUUGGUUUGGAGCUAGUGCGGGAAUUACUGGUCACAUCGAAGCUCUUCUUUCCGAAAUGGUGAUCUCAGCUUCUCCAAAAGCAUCUCAAUCACAUGAGCAAAUAAACCCGGCAAAUGCAGAUAAGGCAGAGGGUUCAUCGACGAUAGAGGAUGUGGAGAGCAGCUUUACAGUUGUAGACGGAUUGAAGGAGCGCAAUGACUGA
Messenger RNA from Endocarpon pusillum Z07020, 789 nucleotides. RefSeq lists its product as uncharacterized. Lineage: Eukaryota; Fungi; Ascomycota; Eurotiomycetes; Verrucariales; Verrucariaceae. The coding region runs from base 1 to 789 and encodes 262 amino acids. The transcript is spliced from 2 exons. The record is from RefSeq and is a predicted model, not a curated record.